Messenger RNA from Coffea eugenioides, 2923 nucleotides. RefSeq names its product receptor like protein kinase S.2. Gene Ontology annotation, biological process: protein phosphorylation. Gene Ontology annotation, cellular component: plasma membrane. The record is from RefSeq and is a predicted model, not a curated record. The coding region runs from base 341 to 2818 and encodes 825 amino acids. NCBI's taxonomy places the organism in Eukaryota, Viridiplantae, Streptophyta, Magnoliopsida, Gentianales, Rubiaceae. Gene Ontology annotation, molecular function: protein kinase activity; ATP binding. The transcript has a single exon.
AGCCCUCUUAAAAGUGUGAACAACUGAUAUGGAUGAUGUGAUCCAUGAUGUGUUUCCAGAAAACCAAAUCAACUAAAGAAUCAGAAUUUUCUGUAGCAAACAUCAUACAGGGGUUGGUUCUUGUUGGCCAGUUUUAUCUUCAUAGGCAUACAAUUCAAACAUGCAACCUAACCAUGUUUGAAUAUAAGCCACCAAAUACAUAACCAGGUUCAAAACUUUCAUACAAGAACCUGCUUUUGUUCAUUGUUGGAACCUUCACUACUCUUAUCUGCAUUCCCUCUAUCCAUGUCCAACUUUUGCAAUUCAAGCCAUUAACCAUCUCAUCAAUAUCAGCUGAACCAUGCAUCUGAACCGCCUUUGCUUCAUUCUGCCAGCAGAUGUUGAUGAAAUUGAACCAAUUGAUCACAAAAAAGUCCAGAAAACAAAGGAAAAACAACCGUCUCCUCGUCACUGUGGCUCACAAGUUGUGAAUCUCCUUCGUACAUCAGUGCAUCGAUUCUUUGACUCAAAAUGGAUCAACUUCUGCCACCAAGAAGCCCCAGGGAAGCAUUUCUCUGGUAUGUUGUUCCAGGAUAUGGCAGGAGUGAAGAUGUCUGAGGAAGUAGGGGGCGAAAAUGCCAGAAUAUUCAGCUAUUCUGAGCUCUACAUAGGGUCCAAAGGAUUUAGUGAAGAUGAAAUACUCGGAAGUGGAGGCUUUGGCAAAGUCUAUAGAGCAGUUUUACCCAGUGAUGGAACAACAGUAGCCGUUAAAUGCUUGGCUGAGAGAGGCGAGCAAUUCGAGAAGACAUUUGCUGCAGAAUUGGUAGCCGUUGCUCAUCUUCGCCACAGGAACCUUGUAAAGCUCAGGGGAUGGUGUGUUCAUGAUGAUCAGUUGUUUCUUGUCUAUGACUACAUGCCUAACCGAAGUCUUGACAGAAUACUCUUUAAAAGGCCUGAGAAGAAUGGUUCAUCACCUCUUGAUUGGGAGCGUAGGAAGAAGAUAGUCAAUGGCUUGGCUGCUGCGUUGUUUUACCUCCAUGAACAAUUGGAGACUCAGAUCAUACACAGAGAUGUGAAGACGAGUAAUGUGAUGCUUGAUUCACAUUUUAAUGCCCGUCUUGGUGACUUUGGCUUGGCUAGGUGGCUAGAACAUAAGAUUGAGUACCAAUCAAGGACACCUUCAAUGAAGAAUCAACAAUUUCGGCUAGCUGAAACAACCAGAAUUGGUGGAACCAUUGGCUAUUUGCCACCGGAGAGCUUCCAGAAGAGAAGUUUCGCCACUGCAAAAUCUGAUGUAUUCAGCUUUGGAAUUGUGGUCUUGGAGGUUGUUUCAGGAAGACGUGCUGUUGAUCUCACAUACCCGGAUGAUCAGAUCAUCUUGCUUGAUUUUACCAGGAAGCUCUCCGAUGAAGGAAUACUUCUACAAGCAGGGGAUACUAGGCUCCCAGAUGGGUCUUUCAAGCUUUCAGACAUGGAACAAAUGAUACAUGUUGGACUUCUCUGCACACUUCAUGAUCCUCAAUCGCGGCCUAACAUGAAAUGGGCUGUGGAUGUACUUUCUGGCAACAUAUAUGGUAAAUUACCAGAUCUUCCUUCAUUCAAGAGUCACCCCCUUUACAUAUCUUUGUCGUCUCCAAGCAACAGUAGUUCUAGCUACACGAUCACAACAGGGUCUUCUACAACAAGAUCCACAACCAGCAUCAGCACUUCUGCUCUAAACUCAUCAAACUUUGUCACAGCCACUGGAGAAACCUUGUACGUAACAGCAGAGGUUGAGAACAGUAAUAUUGUCUCUUCACAUAGUAGCCACCCUCCGCCAUGUACUUUCCCGGUGGUUGAAACUCCAAGGGUGAUAACAUACAAGGAAAUCAUUGCUGCCACAAACAAUUUUGCAGAUUCACGGAGAGUAGCCGAGCUUGACUUUGGAACAGCCUAUCAUGGUUUCCUUGACAAUCAUUACCACGUUCUGGUGAAGAGGCUUGGCAUGAAGACAUGUCCUGCAUUGCGAGUAAGAUUCUCAAAUGAACUCCAAACCUUGGGAAGGCUUCGCCACAGAAAUCUGGUACAGCUUCGUGGAUGGUGCACUGAACAAGGGGAGAUGCUUGUUGUGUAUGAUUAUUCUGCAAAAUGCCUCCUAAGUCAUGUCUUAUUCCAUCAUACAAGCAGAAUCUUGCAAUGGCAUCAUCGAUAUAGCAUAAUCAAAUCGCUUGCUUCUGCCAUUCGGUACCUCCAUGAAGAAUGGGAUGAGCAGGUUAUUCACAGAAGCAUCACAUCUUCUGCCGUAGCUCUGGAUGCAGACAUGAAUCCUAGACUCGGUUGUUUUGCUCUAGCUGAAUUCUUGACACGGAAUGAACAUGGCCAUCAUGUCGUUAUUGACAAGAAGAGAUCAGCUUGUGGAAUCUUUGGAUACAUGUCACCAGAUUAUAUUAAAUCUGGAGAAGCAACUACAAUGGCUGAUGUUUAUAGCUUUGGUGUAGUGUUGCUUGAGGUGGUAUGUGGGCAGAUGGCAGUUGAUUUUAGGAGGCCCGAGGUGCUACUAGUGAGAAGAAUUCAAGAAUUUGAGGCGCAGAAAAGACCAUAUGAAGAACUGGCAGACAUGAGGUUAGAUGGAAAGUACAACCGCAGGGAAUUGUUGAGGCUGAUCAAAUUAGGCAUGGCAUGCACCAGCUCCAACCCAGAAUCAAGACCAAGCAUGAGGCAGAUAGUAAGCAUACUUGAUGGUCAUGAUCAAUGGUUGACGGACAAUUGGCGCAAGGAGGAGGAAAUAGAACAAUGGAAACAAAGAAAUGCAUCUUCUUUGUCACUUAUUAGAAGAAUUCAAGCUCUUAGCAUACAAUGAAACUUGCCUAUAAUGUAAACAAUUAGAUAUGCUUAUAUUUACCGCAACCUGUGUUGUAAAAUUAAUUAUCUUUUGCCUUUUAUUCUUUAACGUCAUCUGAAGGGA